This is a messenger RNA of Condylura cristata (star-nosed mole), 2363 nucleotides long. RefSeq names its product DEXH (Asp-Glu-X-His) box polypeptide 58 (gene DHX58). Gene Ontology annotation, biological process: positive regulation of interferon-beta production; response to virus; innate immune response. Gene Ontology annotation, cellular component: cytoplasm. NCBI's taxonomy places the organism in Eukaryota, Metazoa, Chordata, Mammalia, Eulipotyphla, Talpidae. The transcript is spliced from 13 exons. The record is from RefSeq and is a predicted model, not a curated record. Bases 71 to 2104 code for a protein of 677 amino acids. Gene Ontology annotation, molecular function: DNA binding; ATP binding; single-stranded RNA binding.
CAGCGGCCCGGAGCGGAGCGGCAGGUUCAGCACACAGGGGCUCUGGCGGCGGCAGGCCACCUGCAGCAGAAUGGAGCUGCGACCCUACCAGUGGGAGGUGAUCAUGCCUGCCCUGGAAGGCAAGAACAUCAUCAUCUGGCUGCCCACGGGCACGGGGAAGACCCGAGCAGCUGCUUACGUGACCAAGAGACACCUGGAGACUGUGCAGGGAGCCAAGGUGGUUGUACUGGUCAACAGGGUGCACUUGGUGACCCAGCACCGCGAGGAGUUCCGCCGCAUGCUGGGCAGCCGCUGGGCCAUCACUGCCCUGAGUGGGGACAUGGGGCUGCGAGCUGGCUUUGCCUACCUGGCCAGGGCACACGACCUGAUCAUCUGCACCGCCGAGCUGCUGCACAUGGCGCUGGGCAGCCCCCAGGAGGAGGAGCACGUGGAGCUCAGUGCCUUCUCCCUGCUCGUGGUGGACGAGUGUCACCACACACACAAGGACACUGUCUACAACGUCAUCCUGAGCCAGUACCUCGAGCAUAAACUCCAGAGGAGGAAGCCCCUGCCCCAGGUGCUGGGCCUCACCGCCUCGCCCGGCACGGGCGGGGCCUCCGUGCUCAGCGGGGCCAUCAACCACAUCCUGCAGCUCUGUGCCAACCUGGACACGUGGCGGAUCAUGUCCCCCAAGGACAGCCUUCCGCAGCUGCAGGAGUACAGCCACCAGCCCACCAAGCAGUAUGACCUCUGCCAGAAGCGCGGCCAGGACCCGUUCGGGGACAUGAUUAAGAACAUCAUGGACCAAGUCCAUGACCAGCUGGACAUGCCUGAGCUGAGUCGGACCUUCGGGACCCAGGCCUAUGAGGGGCAGGUGGUGGGACUGAGCCGAGCGGCGGCCGAGGCCGGCCACCAGGAGCGGCGUGUCUACGCACUUCACCUGCGGCGUUACAACGACGCGCUGCUCAUCCACGACACUGUGCGCUCCGCGGACGCCCUGGCGCUGCUCCAGGAUUUCUACGACCAGGAGCGUGCCACCAAGGCCCACAUCCUGCGUGCUGAGCGCUGGCUGCUGGCGCUGUUCGACGACCACAAGAACAAACUGACUCAACUGGCAGCUCAGGGUCCAGAGAACCCCAAACUGGAAAUGCUGGAACAGAUCCUGCAGGAGCAGUUCAGAUGCCCUGACAGUCACCGGGGCAUCAUUUUCACCCGGACACGCCAGAAUGCUUUCUCCUUGCUGCUCUGGCUCCAGCAACACCCCAAGCUGCGGAGCAUGGACAUCAGGGCCAAGCUGCUGAUCGGGGCUGGGAACACCAGCCAGAGCACCCACAUGACCCAGAAGGACCAGCAAGAGGUGAUCCGGGAAUUCCGGGAGGGCACCCUGAACCUUCUGGUGGCCACGAGUGUGGCAGAGGAGGGCCUGGACAUCCCCGGCUGCAGCGUGGUGGUGCGCUACGGGCUGCUGAGCAACGAAAUCUCCAUGGUCCAGGCCAGGGGCAGGGCACGGGCUGAUCAGAGCAUUUACUCCUUUGUGGCAAAUGAGGGCAGCCGGGAGCUGCAGCGGGAACAGACCAACGAGGCCCUGGAGAAGCUGAUGGAGCAGGCAGUGGCCGUGGUGCAGGACAUGGACCCAGCCAAAUACCAGGCCAAGAUCCGGGACCUGCAGCUGGCGGCCCUGGGGAAGCGGGCAGCCCAGGCUGCCGACCGAGAGCGGCGACAGCAGCAGUUCCCCGCGGAGUGCGUGCGGCUCCUCUGUGUCAACUGCAUGGAGGCCGUGGGCCACGGGAGCGACCUGCAGAAGGUGGAGCGCGCGCACCACGUCAACGUGAACCCCAACUUCUCGAUCUACUAUAACGUCUCCACGCAGCCCGUGAACAUUGGCAGAGACUUCAAGGACUGGCAUCCUGGGGGUGCAAUUAGCUGUAAGAACUGUGGGGAGGUCUGGGGUCUGCAGAUGAUCUACAAAUCAGUGAAACUUCCAGCACUCAAAGUCCGCAGCAUGCUUCUGGACACACCUCGAGGACGAAUCCAGGCCAGGCAGUGGUCCCGCGUGCCCUUCUCUGUGCCUGACUUCAACUAUGUGCAGUACUGUGCCCAGCAAGUCCCUGGCUUCUUGGACUGACCACGUUGCUGUUGCAGUACCUGGACCAGGCUGCAGGGGGCAGGAGAAUCCACCGCAGCCAUACUCUCCCCUGAGCCGAGCCUGGGUCCAGGCCCCUCCUGCCUGAGUCAUCAGCUGCCAGCAGAGUGCUGACCAGCCACCGGGAGGGAACUGAGACUCCUAGGCUGGGUGGACUUCCACACUGAGGAGGCAGCUGGAAGGCCACAGCUCAACCCAGACCCUUCUCACACUCAGAUACUUUGUGUGAGUGGCGGUGGGG